Penaeus indicus is the source of this 845-nucleotide messenger RNA. RefSeq lists its product as uncharacterized. Bases 1 to 753 code for a protein of 250 amino acids. The record is from RefSeq and is a predicted model, not a curated record. Lineage: Eukaryota; Metazoa; Arthropoda; Malacostraca; Decapoda; Penaeidae. The transcript has 3 exons.
AUGAGAUUAGGAGAGGGCGGGGCAGACAGGUCGUGGAACUGCACAGCCUAUAAAAGCCGAUGGAAGCUGUCAAUCCUCCGCUUUAUAUACCAUGAAUUCCCUUAUAGUGGUGGCGGAACCUCACUCGGUGCUGGCUGUGAAGAAGGAGAGGUAAUCCAGUCAGAUGGGACUUGCGCAGGCCCCGUAAUUAGCAGGAAACUUUACCUCUUCGAAGCCCCAGAGCCGCCACAUCAACCUACCGGUCCGCCUUCCCCUCUGCCACGACCGAAGGUAAAUGAAAACCACAUCUACGUGCGCGUGCCUGGGGACACCCCAACGCCGGAGCCGGUCGUCAUUCCUCCACCAAGACGCAAAACCCUCGUUUAUGUGUUGAAGAAAGUGAACGAGAGAACACAGCGGGUGAUCGAGGUUAAAUCCAUCCCAUCUCGCAACCCUCAAGUUUAUUUCAUUAACUACCAGGAUGGAGAGAAUCCAUCUCUUCCAAUAGGUAUACAUAUUGAUACCUCCUUAGAUAUUAAUGAUGACGUAGUCAGAGAUUCUGGAGGUAAACUGGGCGAUUCUGUUGGGUUAGCUGGAAGCAUUAGAAGAUUUUCUGUAGGGUUAGGUAAAAGUACUAGCGCAACCUUCAGUAAUAAUGGAGUUCUCAUCGCUGGAACUGCUAAUAGGCAAAGUAGAAAUAAUACAGUGAAUAGAGGUUUUAUUUCAAGAUCUCUAACCCCCUCAGGUUUAUAUUCGCGAACUCUUGUUUCCUAAGCAUGUAAAUAUAAUGUGUAUAUAUUUAUUGUUAAGCUUUUGCUAACAGAUCAGAGGAAAUAAUGUACAAAUAAAAUAGAUGUUAAAUUUUU